AUGGGCGUAACCAUGAGGGCUCCGUGCGAGAGGUCGGGGGAGAAGGAAGAGCAGGAGGAAGAGGUGGCAGCGGCCUCUGGGCGUCUUGCUGGGCCUCCAGAAACCGAGGAGGGUUCGGUCGUUGAUUCAGACUCCGACCAGGAGAUGGAAGGCAUCCGUGGGCCUGGAGAACUGACCAAGGACACCCUCUACCUGAGAUCUUGCCAGGCCCAUAGUGUUGUUCCGGCCUCCUGUUUCCUGCGCCAGGGGAGCACCCCAGAGCUGAACCUGCGGCACCGUGGCCUGGGGCCCCAGGGUGCCCGGGCUCUGGCUUCAGCAUUGACCUCCAAUCCCUAUGUCAAGCGGCUGGACCUUCGAGACAGUGGGCUCUGUGGGGCCGGCGUGGAGGCCCUGGCAGGUGCCCUGAGCAAAGCCAGCAUUAUCUCUGAUGUGGACCUGUCGGAGAACCAGAUGGGAGUGGUGGGAGCCCAGGCGAUCUGUGCUGCUCUCACAGUGAACCCAACCAUGCAGAAGGUACAACUGGCAGGGAACGGCCUGGAGGAGCACGCAGCCCAGUACCUUGCUGAACUCCUGCUGGCUCACACAGGACUGAAAUCCCUGGAUCUGAGCUAUAACCAGCUGAAUGACCAUGCAGGGGAGAUCCUUGGACCAGCCCUGGCAGAAAAUACAGGACUCACUGAGCUUAAUAUAAGCUGGAAUCACCUUCGAGGACCAGGAGCUGUAGCCUUUGCUAGGGGACUGGAGGCAAACAUCUUCCUCAGAGUCCUGGACAUCUCAUACAAUGGCUUUGGUGAUCCUGGAGCGUCCGCGGUGGGUGAGGCACUUAAGACCAACAACGUGUUGGAGGAACUCAACAUGAGCAACAACCGCAUCUCUGCAGUGGGAGCCUUGAGCCUGGGCCUGGGCCUCCGGGUCAAUCAGACACUGAGGAUUCUUGUUAUGUCCAGGAAUCCCAUGCGAGGCGAAGGCUGCUUUGGAGUUCUAAAGUCUGUCCGGGAGAAUCCAACGUCCGCCCUAGAACUCCUGGAUUUCUCUGAGAUCCAAGUGGACAGAGAGUUUGAUGACCUCGCCAGCUCAGUGAAGGUACUGCUUCCAGCACUCCAUGUAAAGACUGCUGCCCACAGAGUGAAAUACAAAAAGGAGUUACCAUCAGUCUUCACCCCGUCCCUACCAGCGUCUGUCCCUAAGUGACUGUGGUAGGUGGCUUCCUCAUCUCACAUUGGCCACUUCAACGUCGAGGGUUCUUGGACUCACAGUGCCUUAUUACCACUCGAGUCUGCAGUGAGUCCCCAUGUCAACCAGGCAGUAGUCCUGUUGAGCCCAUCUUGAUGAAAUUUUGGACACCUGUACCCUCCUCUCCAUCCCAUGGCCUCUGUUAACACAGAGACUGGGUCUUCCUUCGUUCCUGCUAAUUUGUGUAACUUGUACUGUGUGCUACAUAUUGAGCUGGGUAUGGGGUCAGAGAUGUCCAAAGUCUCUGCUCUGGUGACUUCAAGAGACAAUCAAAGUACAAACUCAACUUGCCAGAAUGCAAACUGACCCAACUUUUCUGGCAGGAGAUUUAUCAUCAUGCACACGGGGCUUAAAAUCAC
This is a messenger RNA of Lontra canadensis (Northern American river otter), 1592 nucleotides long. RefSeq names its product leucine rich repeat containing 74B (gene LRRC74B). Gene Ontology annotation, molecular function: protein binding. Bases 1 to 1191 code for a protein of 396 amino acids. The record is from RefSeq and is a predicted model, not a curated record. The transcript has 9 exons. NCBI's taxonomy places the organism in Eukaryota, Metazoa, Chordata, Mammalia, Carnivora, Mustelidae.